Messenger RNA from Aspergillus neoniger CBS 115656, 1521 nucleotides. Its product is annotated as zinc-binding alcohol dehydrogenase family protein. The transcript has a single exon. Gene Ontology annotation, molecular function: oxidoreductase activity, acting on NAD(P)H. Lineage: Eukaryota; Fungi; Ascomycota; Eurotiomycetes; Eurotiales; Aspergillaceae. The record is from RefSeq and is a predicted model, not a curated record. The coding region runs from base 16 to 1098 and encodes 360 amino acids.
CAAACAUUCAUCAUAAUGCCCGCGAUACCUACAACGCAGAGUGCAUUGGUGGUGCGGGGGCCCAACUCCCUCCGAUGUGUGACCGACACCCCUGUGCCGUCCCUCGCAGGGGACCAGAUCCUGGUGCAGACUAGGGCCGUUGCACUCAACCCGUCUGAUUGGAAGAUGCUCGAUGCAGCAGCGGCCACCCCGGGCGCAAUUAGUGGCAGCGACUUUGCUGGAGUCAUCGUUACAUGUGGAGAAGAAGUGCAGAACAUGUCAAUCGGCGAACGUGUCUGCGGCUUUGUCUUUGGGGCCAGUCCUACAAGCCCGAACAAUGGUGCCUUUGCAGAUUAUAUCGUCGCUCACCCGAGUCUCUGCUUUCGAGUGCCUCCGACCAUGACUUUUGAAGAGGCUGCUUCUGUGGGUAUGGGUCUGAUGACUGUAGGACUACUCUUUCGUUCGCUUGGCUUGCAGACAGAGAUAAGCCUCAACCCUGAUUCAACGAACACAAACAAGCCAUUUGUCCUCGUAUACGGAGGCUCAACAGCGACCGGCACGCUGGCCAUUCAGAUGCUUCGACUCCAUGGCUACCAGCCGAUCACGACGUGCUCACCGCGGCAUUUCCCGCUCGUAAAGCAGCGGGGGGCCACGGCAGCCUUUGACUACGCCUCACGCACUUGCAAGGAAGACAUCCGUGCUUACACGAAGGGUACACUGGCGUUUGCUAUGGACUGUAUUGCCGACUCUCAUGCCACAACGGUGUGCUAUGGCGCUAUUGGUGGGGAUGGGGGCCGAUAUUGCGCAUUAGACCGAUAUCCCCCUCGGCUGGAGGGUCGCCGGCAGGAUAUCCAACCAGAGUGGAUUCACAGCGCCACUAUUUUUGGGGAGGAUGUCCAGCUAGCAGGGUCUUAUCAUCGCACUGCACGGCCUGAAGAUCGCCAAUUUGCUAUUGAGUGGGUACGUCAUUGCACCCACAUUUUGGCACGGGGGGAAUUGCAGACCCAUCCACUGCAAGUGCAGAAAGGGGGUUUGCCGCGAAUUGUUGGCGAUUUGCCUCUGCUCCGGAGUAAGCAGAUUUCGGGCCGCAAAUUGGUCUAUCCUGUGGGAAGCGCAUAGGCGAUACGGCGGUAAAUACUCCGUCGAAGCACACCAGGGCAGGAGUGGAAGUUCGACCGAAGAAUACGAGUGGUCAUCAAUGUCCAGUAAUGUUUGUUGAGCACGUUUCUGUCUUGGCUGGCAAAGAAGGCGCAAAAGAGGUUUUGUGGUUUGCUGUUGGACGACACGCGUGACUGAUCAGGGCGGUUUGAUUUGUGCCUUAAUCUGUUCCUUUAACAUUAUCACUUAUGGUAACUGUUUACUUGGCUUGUGACUGGUUAAUUAGAUUUUCACAAGGAUUCCGCAGAGCGAGAAUAGCGAAUCAUGCCCCGAGCUAAGUGCUAGUGCUUACCUCUUUGGCGGCAUCAUCGAGCUAGGGCUGCAAGUUCUGGUGGCUUCGUAAGUCUAGGCUUCUGUUAAUCACAGAGACAUGUCUUCAACGCG